Messenger RNA from Gavia stellata (red-throated loon), 2345 nucleotides. RefSeq names its product ectodysplasin A (gene EDA). The transcript has 8 exons. Lineage: Eukaryota; Metazoa; Chordata; Aves; Gaviiformes; Gaviidae. Gene Ontology annotation, biological process: immune response; animal organ development. Gene Ontology annotation, molecular function: tumor necrosis factor receptor binding; death receptor binding; death receptor agonist activity. Gene Ontology annotation, cellular component: membrane. The coding region runs from base 4 to 1065 and encodes 353 amino acids. The record is from RefSeq and is a predicted model, not a curated record.
GCCAUGGGUGCGGAGCGCAGGGGGGAGGCGGCGGCGCCCCGCGGCGGCUGCGCCUGCGGCGGCGGCAGCUGGCGGCUCUUCCUCGGCUUCUUCGCGCUGUCGCUGGCGCUGCACGUCCUGACGCUGGGCUGCUACCUGGAGCUGCGCUCCGAGCUCCGCCGCGACCGCGGCCCGCAGCCCGCCGCCCCGCCGCGUCGGGACGGCACGGCGGCAGCGCCGGGCUCCCCGGCCACCGGCCGCCCGCAGCGGCCCGCCGAGGGCGCGGAGCGGCGCCAGCAGCUGGCCUUGAUGAACUUCUUUCACCCUGAAGAAAAGCUGCACGUUGGAGAAGAAGGUAGACGCGUCCGUCGAAAUAAAAGGAGUAAAGGCAGCGAAGGGCCAGACGGUCCAAGUUCAGUUAAAAACAAGAAGAAGGGUAAGAAGGCUGGUCCUCCAGGGCCCAACGGUCCCCAAGGGCCACCAGGUCCUCCUGGGCCCCAGGGCCCCCCCGGCAUUCCCGGCAUCCCGGGGAUUCCUGGCACAACCGUCAUGGGACCGCCCGGCCCCCCUGGCCCGCCGGGCCCUCAGGGACCACCGGGACUGCAGGGCCCCUCAGGUGCCACAGACAAGGCCGGCUCCAGAGACACCCAGCCAGCUGUGGUCCACCUCCAAGGCCAAGGCUCAGCAAUCCAAGUGAAGAAUGAUCUUUCAGGUGGAGUCCUCAAUGACUGGUCUCGCAUCACUAUGAACCCCAAGGUGUUUAAGCUGCAUGCCCGCAGUGGGGAGCUGGAGGUACUGGUGGACGGCACAUACUUCAUCUAUAGUCAGGUAGAAGUAUACUACAUAAACUUCACAGAUUUUGCCAGCUAUGAGGUGGUGGUGGAUGAAAAGCCCUUUCUGCAAUGCACUCGGAGUAUUGAGACCGGCAAGACCAACUUCAAUACCUGCUAUACAGCUGGGGUCUGCCUCCUCAAAGCCAGGCAGAAGAUUGCUGUGAAAAUGGUCCAUGCUGACAUCUCCAUCAACAUGAGCAAGCACACAACUUUCUUUGGGGCCAUACGCCUAGGAGAUGCACCAGCAUCCUAGAUGAACUUGGCAUAUCCAAGGAUACUCACAGAACUGCACAGUGCUGCUGUUCAUAAGCGUAUCAGUAUUUCAGGGGGUUCUGUAAUCCGGCCAUAAAGAAAACUGAUCCAGAGCUAUUUAUUCCUAUAUGUGAAUGCAGGAAGCACAAUUGUCUUCUGUGACUUGCAUGGAGACUUGGAUCAAAAAGCUAGUUGAAAAAGCGUUGUGAGGAAGAAAGGCUGUUGUGUCUGCCUUGUCUCAGUAUUUCAAGUAUUACUGCACUGAUACUCUGCUCUGUGAUCUUCACACGAGGCUUGUUGAGAGUGGUGUGGGUCUCUGCUUUUAUGUUGCACUAGCAAGAGCAUCCCAGGCGGUAGCGGGAGAAGACAGACUAAUGUCAGAAUUGUCCCAUCCAGGCACUCCUGCUUCUGCACGCUAACGAAAGCAAGAAAGGGGGUUUCUGGGUUUCUGCCUUCCCAGUUCGAACUGGAACGGCCGCGGGGUGCCAAGGGAGGUGAAUAUGACAGGGUCAGUGGUGUUUACAUUCAUCCUCAGGAGCGCGAGCAAAGAAGGCGAAGUGCCUCUCCCUAGAGCUGGGAAGCAGGCUGCAAAAGCAGUAAGUGCGAGGGGAAGGUGAAUACUUAAUAGAGCAGGCUUAGCAGAUAGGAGACUGCCUCCACAUUCCAGAAAUCACAAAGUCCCAAAGAAAAUGCCGAUUACCGGUUCCAGAGCCUUUGCUACUUUCAGCUCCUGCCAUUACCCCAGAGGUAUACCUUGCCCUAACGGGGGCUGCCUUAAAGUACUGCUGCUGUUACAGCAAUUUGUGUUUUGUUGGGGGUUUUUUUGUCUUUUUAAUUAAUAUUUUGCAAACCAGAACACAUUUCUACAGGCUUCACCGAGCCGCGUAGAGCAGACACAAGUAAUUGUGAAAACACUCUGAAGAAGUUUGUCAUGUUUAAGAAUAAAAUUAUUCAAACAGGAAAUUUUUUUUUUUCUGUUUUAAUAGCAACUGUCCUGCUUUUAGAUGUGGUUUUUAUCCUUUCUCCCCCCACCCCUUUCCUUUUGGCACCCUUCUACCUAAAAUGCUCUAAUAAGUGGUGAUGGAGUCUCUAGCAAAAAAAAUUUGUAUUUAAAACGUCUGGUCCAGCAUGAAGUCACCACUUUUUCUUUUCUCUGAGCCCUGCUGAGUCUAGUCGUAACUCGAUUUCUGGUGACUAAUAGAAGAGCUGGGACGCUAUUGUUUCUUUUGGCUUCUUGAGCAACUCUCUCCCGUUACCUCCCCUCAACUGGGGAGAUCUAAA